AACAAAGGGUGUCCCCUUCGCCCCACCAUUCCCACCAAAUUCCCCGCUCCCCUCCUUCCUCCCUUUUCAAACCUCUCUCUUAUGUCCUCCGCCCACCCUCCUUCCUCCCCCGCCACCGGUCUCGGUCUCGGCUACGGCAUUGCCAUUGCCGUCAGCAUCCUCGUCUUCAUCUCCACCGUCAUGCUCAUCUCCUACGCCUGCAUUCGCGUUAAAUCUGCCACUACUCGUCCCUCCGCUUCCCUUCCCUCUCCCCCAACCCCCGUCGACAAUGUCGUGGUUCUCAUGGUUGGAUUACACGGCUCCAUCAUCGAAUCCUACCCUAAAUUGGUCCUCGGAGAGAGUCGUCGUCUUCCUCCCCCUAACAAUGGCCCUUGCUCCAUUUGCCUCUCUGAUUACAAGCCCCACGAUUCCGUUCGAUGCAUCCCCGAUUGUCGACAUUGUUUUCACUCUGAUUGCGUCGAUCAAUGGCUUCGUAUGAGUGCUACUUGUCCUUUGUGUCGAAAUUCCCCAGCUCCAACCCCUCUUGCUACUCCUCUCUCUGAACUUGUGCCUCUGGCUUCCCAUGCUAGGUGAUCCAUCUCCAACUUCUUCUUCUUCUUUCUCUUUACUACAUUUUUUUAAUUAGGGUUAGGGUUUAUAAGUUUUUCUCCAUGGAUUAUUUUUGUCUGUGUUUACUUACUUCACUUGCGUACUUUUCACUAUUAGUUUUUGAUAGAUAUAAUGGGAACUACUUCAAGAUCAUCUCUAGUGUUUAGACAUUAUAUGUAAAGUUGAAAAUUUUUCUAAUAAAUCUCCAUUUCUACAUUUGAUUCUUCA
Messenger RNA from Cucumis sativus (cucumber), 816 nucleotides. Its product is annotated as putative RING-H2 finger protein ATL69. Gene Ontology annotation, biological process: protein ubiquitination. Gene Ontology annotation, molecular function: transferase activity. The transcript has a single exon. NCBI's taxonomy places the organism in Eukaryota, Viridiplantae, Streptophyta, Magnoliopsida, Cucurbitales, Cucurbitaceae. The record is from RefSeq and is a predicted model, not a curated record. The coding region runs from base 82 to 573 and encodes 163 amino acids.